AUGUCACAUUUAACGAUCAAAGAAAAGAGAGAAGAAAUACGCAGAGAACAAAAGAGAAAAUGGAAACAAAAACAAAAAUUAUUGAGACCAGCAAAAGAGUUGUCUCAAUCUACAGCGGCUGUAAAGAAGAGGCAGCAAAGAAAGAGGCUUGCUCGGAAAAAAGAGGAAGAAAGUGAAAAAAGACAACAAGCUGCAGAGAGAAAGCAGAAAAGUAGGACAGCCCUUAAGAGUAAACAGAUUCAAGAAAAAUCAAAGAAGGAAGAAAGACGCAGGAAAAACACAGAGAAACAAAGACGAUGGCGAGAAAAGAAAAAAAAUACUCACACAACACAAUCUCCCGCUCACACAAGAGGAACAACAAAUAUAUCAAAUAAAAUGAGUAAAUCCCGAGCAAUAAGAAGGUUAAAGGAAGCACUUCCCAGGACACCUGUAAAACGAAUUGCAACAGUAAAGGCGUACUUGUCCACAAAGAAAUCACCCACAGUAAAGGAACUACAGCGUAGAAAGGUUGUACCAUCACCGGAAGAACGCAAAGAAUUGGAAAUGAAUGAAUCUGUUAUACAGGAUGUGAAAUCGUUCUUGAAUUCGGUGAAAUUUAAGCGGAGCGAUAAGUCGCGGGAAGCCGUGGACAUUUUAGCUGCAUCUGUAUCAGGACCAUUAGUUAAAAGAUCAAGGGCCAAAGUUGACCUUGCGAGAAACUCGGAAUGCCUGUUAGAAGGAUCUCAAAGGGUGUUCGAAUCCGACAACGAGUUCUGCAUUCUGAAGAAUCAUCCUUUGAGUUUACAAAAAGGAAAACAAGGUCAGAUAAACUAA
This is a messenger RNA of Saccostrea cuccullata (small rock oyster), 813 nucleotides long. RefSeq lists its product as uncharacterized. The record is from RefSeq and is a predicted model, not a curated record. Bases 1 to 813 code for a protein of 270 amino acids. The transcript has a single exon. Lineage: Eukaryota; Metazoa; Mollusca; Bivalvia; Ostreida; Ostreidae.